Molecule: messenger RNA, 1375 nt
Organism: Physella acuta
Lineage: Eukaryota; Metazoa; Mollusca; Gastropoda; Physidae
Molecular function (GO): protein binding
Source: RefSeq, a predicted model, not a curated record
GGUUUUAUAACAUAAACAUUUCACUUAAAAUACUAGACAAGAUGACCUACAGGGCGUGUCUUGUGGCUGUCCUGACAAUACUGGCAGCAGUGGACGUUAGGUGCCGUCCACAGAAAGCUGAGAUCAGGUUGAGAAACCUAGCGCGGACGUCCGAUCUGAUCGAGCUUCAGUGCUCUAUCGAGGGCAAGAUUGAUGACUUUAGACGUGCCAUGGGUUUAACACUGUUUAAAGUCGGGAGUCUAGAGGACCUGGCCUAUGCCUACCCAAACAGUGAGGCAGAAGGACCCAACAACAGGACCAGUGUGAAAGGUCAACUCAGUGGAACUAGCGGUUACCUGUCAGUAUUAAUUGCAGAGAUAGAUGAGGAAGACGAGGGCGAAUACACCUGUAUCUUUGAAUACAAGGACAGAUCAAACAAGGCGCAAGAGUUGAAUUCAACAAUCAACAUCACUUAUGAACCUACAAUGGCUGCUGUUACUGCAUUCAACUCAUGUGACUGUGAUGCUUUUCAAGAUGCUAUUACCAUCAUACGAGGAGAGAUUAACGGUCUAACAGAGAAAAAUAAACAACUAACCUCAAGGAUCGAACGACUUGAAUCUAAAGGUCCUACUGUCCAUGUGGGUACCGGACUGGAAACUAUUGAUGACACCUGCCGUGUGUCGUUCACCGCCCGCUUUGAGACGAGAAAAGGUUACGUCAUCUUGGGUGAGCAGACGGCUCAGUUCGACUCUGUCGUCAGCAACAAGGGCGACGCCUACGACACAACCACCGGCACCUUCACAGCUCCAUGCAACGGCCAGUAUUUCUUCAGUGUGACACUCCGCUCACACCAAGAUUUAGACAGCGGCUACGUUGAUGGUGUCAUUCAGGUGGAUGGCGUGGAGAAGGCCCGUACCUCAGUCUACAUCAACGCCCCCAUAGAGAACUACCAAAGCGCCACCAACGGGGUGGUCCUGACACUGGAGAAAGGUCAGAAGGUCAACGUGCUGAUCAAGACAACCAGCAGUGGCGAGUUUGUUGGCGAGGGCUACUCUACCUUCUCUGGUUUCUACAUCUCGCCCUAAUCUCGUCACCCCGAGAGUUGCCCGAGAACACAACCCAGCAACAAAACGAGCACUGGCUAAAUUGUCGCAACCCUCCAGAAACGUCAAAAGCUUACCCAAGUGAUUAUAACACGUAUUUAACGUCAUUACGUUACACAUUUGCCUCGCUCUGGGAGACAGGACCGGCAACAAUAAUAGAAAUAGACAAUGAGUGAUGAUUUAAUUUCUUUAUUUUGAUGUGAAUUGUGUUUUGUCAUAAAUAUUAUUUAGCACAUUUAUAAUCUCAUUUAUAUAAUUUCAACUUCAAUAUAUUUCGCUUCGUUUAUAUCAUA